Paralichthys olivaceus (Japanese flounder) is the source of this 927-nucleotide messenger RNA. RefSeq names its product IDNK gluconokinase. Gene Ontology annotation, cellular component: cytoplasm. Gene Ontology annotation, molecular function: gluconokinase activity. The record is from RefSeq and is a predicted model, not a curated record. Lineage: Eukaryota; Metazoa; Chordata; Actinopteri; Pleuronectiformes; Paralichthyidae.
CUUACGUCAUCACGUAGUUAAAAGAAAAGGAAGCCGCGGCCAUGCCUGACAGGAGUCAUGUGAUUCUGAAGUUCAGGACAGAAGAUCCUCAGACAGGAUGAUCUACAUCAUAAUGGGAGUCUCAGGCUGUGGAAAAAGCAGCUUCGGGGCUUAUCUUUCAGAAAAGCUGGGCUGGACACUGCAUGAAGGGGAUGAUUUCCACCCACAGGAGAACGUUGACAAGAUGGCUCAGGGUGAGCCGCUCACAGACGAGGACAGAUUUCCUUGGCUCCUGCGACUACAUGAAGUCAUUCAGAGAGAAAGAUGCUCAGGCUCCGAUGCUCUUGUGACGUGCUCCGCCCUGAAGCGUGUCUACAGGCAGAUCAUUCUGCAUGGCUCCAGAGCCCUCGACCAAGACGUCCUGCCCCCCGUCACUCCUGAUGUCUUUUUCCUCUUCCUACAUGGAGACUACAGUCUCAUUCACCAGAGGAUGGUGGCCCGCAGGGGACAUUACAUGAAAGCAGACCUGCUGCGCUCCCAGUUUGAUGCUUUAGAGCCUCCGCUGGAUGAAGGGAACGUGCUGUCUCUGGACAUCAGGAGGAGCGUCACUGAUCUAGGCAUGGAGGUCGAGCAGCACAUUAUCGGCCUCAAGUCGUCACCAGUGAUGCUGUAAUCAACACAGACAGAGAGGCAGUCAUCAUCAUCAUCAUCAGGUUCUCAGGUGUUCUCAGGUAAUGUUGGUCUGUCAGUUCGUCCUCCACUUGGGUCCAGACUGAAAUAUUUUAUCACCUAUUAGAUGGAUUUCCUUGAAAUUGUAUACAAGCAUUUCUGGUGCCAACAGGAUGAAGCCUAUUGACAAUGGUAGUUACCUGAUGUUUCCUCUGAUGAUUGUAUAUAAUCGAAUUUUUGCUUGAAAAAUGAUUAAAUUCAAAGUUGGUAGUGAUUCAA